Molecule: messenger RNA, 2103 nt
Organism: Charadrius vociferus (killdeer)
Lineage: Eukaryota; Metazoa; Chordata; Aves; Charadriiformes; Charadriidae
Gene: CDHR5
Product: cadherin-related family member 5
Exons: 15
Coding region: 1-2103 (700 amino acids)
Biological process (GO): multicellular organism development; cell morphogenesis; calcium-dependent cell-cell adhesion
Cellular component (GO): adherens junction; catenin complex; membrane
Molecular function (GO): cadherin binding; calcium ion binding
Source: RefSeq, a predicted model, not a curated record
AUGGCAGUUUCUCAGUGGCUCCUCACUUCUGCACUCUUUCUGUUGCCCUUCGUAACAGAGGUUUCAGCACAGCAACAAGGAUGUUCUGUCAAUAAUAGCAGACCAAGCAUUUACGAAAAUAAGCCUCCUGGCUAUGUGGUGACCACUAUCCAUCUGGAACCAGACUUCACUGUAAUGAUUAAUCCUAAUAUCCUCGAUGCCAGUUUUUUCACUAUACAGGGGUCUCGCCUGCAGCUGAGCCAAAGUGUGGACUAUGAGAAAAACACCUUGCUGAUGGUGUCCCUGAUUUGUCGGAACACUGCUGGGCAGAGCAAUGAUUUGGAAAUUCAUGUGACCAUUCUCAACGAGAAUGACAACAGCCCAGUCUUUAUGCAAACAAAUCUCACUAAAGUUGUUCCUGAGGAUACAAAAGUGAAUGCAACCAUUUUAGCCCGUGAAAAUUUAAGCGCUAGUGAUGCUGACCUGGACAUCAUAUUUUAUGAACUCACAACAAUAGUGCCGGGCACAGAUGGUUAUUUUGCCAUAAAAGGAGUUAAUAACCCAGAAAUUUAUUUACAAAAAGCAUUGAACUAUGAGAAAUUUAAUUCGACAACGUUGGUCUUGUAUGCAAGGGACAGGCCUGUGGGCAGCACCGACGCAACCAACACAGCCAGCACAACUAUAAACAUAUUUAUUGAACAAGCUGACAACAGAUCACCCAGGUUCCUACCCUGUAACUUCGUUAACAUGGACAAAAGCAUUUGCAUCAGCAGCCCUUAUAUUGGGAGGGUCAAUAUCUCGGAGAUGUCGACGGAACCACUCAUCCUGGAGCCAGGGCCUAUCUAUGCUAUUGAUCCUGACUACUCUUUAAAUGAAAAAAUUGUGUACAGUAUUGUUGAUGGGGAUGCAGACCAAGUAUUCUCAGUGGAUGCAGACACAGGAAAUCUAACUAUGAACAAACCAGCAACUUCCCUAGACUCAUACCUAUUGCAAGUCAUGGCAACCCAGGCCAACAACAUACAGAAAUACUCCAUAGCCAGUGUACAGAUUAAGGUCAUCAAGAAAAGUAAUUAUGCACCAUACUUUGAGAGCAAGCGCUACAAUGGGAGUGUAUUUGCUGGUCUGGAUGCAGGAAGCUUUGUCUUCCAAGCUGGUGGUGAUCAUUCAACACCCCUGAGGAUAACAGCAAUGGAUGAUGAUUUCCCUAAUAAAUUCAAUCCAAACACUGAGUACUACAUAAAAAACAGCACCGACUUCAUUGCAACCAGAGAUGGACUCAUCUUGACAAACGUGAUGCUGCAGUCACCACAAACUGUAAUCAUUGAGGCUAUUGGAAAAGAUAUGGAGAGCCUGCAGGAGGCGAGCACUAUAAUCAGGGUGGAUGUAAUCCUUCCCACAGUUGUAACCCCCUCUGAUAAGAUAUACACUGCUCAGGAUAUGGCUAUCUUAGGUGGUACAUUAGCAGCACUGCUAUUAAUUGCCUUAGUCUUCCUUGGAGUGAUGAUAUAUAAACAGUAUGGAAAACCAGUCAAAUACCUAAUAAGGAAAAAGUUCUCCAAGGAAGUCUCUGGAGGUUGCCAGAACCAAUCUUACAAUCAAGAUGAACACGAAAAUCUGAGCACCCAACAGCACAAGACAUCAGAAAAUGGCAGUGUCCAGUCGCUGACACAUGUGCUAGAGCAGCCAGCGCUUUCCUUGCCCUCUUCCAAUACAGAAGAAAUUGAUAGCCUCCCAAAGGCUUCUAUAGCUUCCACCAUCAUCUUUGACCAGGAAGAGAAAGAGGAAGAAAUGGAAGAAGAGACUGAGCAUGAGAAAGAAGUGAAGUCUAUCCUCAAGACAGACAGGAACAUGGCAGAUGAUGGCUACAAAGCUGUGUGGUUCAAGACUGAUGUGGAUCCAGAUGCUGGAGAGAGGGUUGAAGUGAUUGAGGACAAUGUAGCAGACGACGAUGAUGACAGUGACCAAGAUCUGCAGAAGAAUGAAGAUGAGGAGGAGGAUGAGGACAAUCACCACAGAGGGCUGGGAAUGUCCUUUGCCUCAGAGAGCUCAUCACUCCCAGCUGCAGAAGUGGUAGUUGACUUUUCUCAUGUAAAUGCAGUGACAGAAGAUGACAGUGACAUAUAA